Molecule: messenger RNA, 1380 nt
Organism: Microthlaspi erraticum
Lineage: Eukaryota; Viridiplantae; Streptophyta; Magnoliopsida; Brassicales; Brassicaceae
Source: the annotation of a GenBank genome assembly
AUGAAGAGAUCAGUAGCACAACUGGUGAUUCUGUGUCUAAUUGUGUCAUGUACUAAUGGAGAAACCAAAGCUGCUGGAAGCAACUCCGAUGGAUCCGAAGUUUGGGGAUACGCCGAAGUUAGGCCAAAAGCACACAUGUUUUGGUGGCAUUAUAAAAGUCCUUAUAGAGUUGAAGAUCCUUCCAAGCCAUGGCCUAUUAUCCUCUGGCUCCAAGGUGGACCUGGAGCUUCAGGGGUUGGAAUAGGGAAUUUUCAGGAAAUUGGUCCAUUAGACACAUUUCUCAAGCCCAGAAAUUCAACUUGGUUGAAGAAAGCUGAUCUCUUAUUUGUGGAUAGUCCGGUUGGGUCAGGGUACAGUUUCGUGGAAGAGAAGGAUUUGUAUGUGAAAAGUGAUGAAGAAGCAGCAAAGGACUUGACUACACUGUUGCAACAACUCUUCAACAAAAAUCCAAUUUUAAAUCGAAGUCCUCUCUAUAUUGUUGCUGAAUCCUAUGGUGGCAAAAUCGCGGUUAAGCUCGGUUUAUCGGUUAUCGACUCGGUUCAAUCCGGAAAACUGAAGCUUCAUCUUGGAGGAGUGAUUUUGGGAGAUAGCUGGAUAUCCCCUGAAGAUUUUGUGUUUUCAUGGGGACCUCUUCUCAACUAUAUCUCGAGACUUGAUUACAAGGGCUUGGAUCUCUCUAAUAGCUUAGCUGAGAACAUUAAGAAACAGAUUCAGAAUGGUGAAUACGCUGAAGCCACUCAAACGUGGAUGGAACUCGAAUCCACAAUUUCCCUCAACUCCAAUGGCGUGGAUUUUUACAAUUUUCUAAUGGAUACUGGAACGGACCCUGUCUCGCUUACAACAAGCGAAGUGAACAGAAACGAAAAUCGAGUAUUGAAAAAGUAUUCGAGAUAUUUAAAUGAUUUGAGAAGUUCGAGUGACGUGAAUAAUGAAGGAGGCCUUGAAGGAUUAAUGAAUGGUGUUAUUAAGAAGAAGCUCAAGAUUAUUCCCAAAGACCUCUUAUGGGGGAACAAUUCGAGUAAUGUGUUUACAGCGAUGCAAGCUGAUUUUAUGAGACAUACAAUCCAAGAUGUUGAUGAACUUCUUGCCAAAGGAAUAAAUGUGACCAUCUACAAUGGACAACUUGAUGUUAUCUGUUCAACAAGUGGAACUGAAGCAUGGGUUCACAAGCUCAAGUGGGAAGGGCUAGAAGAGUUUAAGAAGAUUGAAAGACAACCAUUAUAUUGUGAAAGUGAUAGAAAAACAAGAGGCUUCACAAAAUCAUACAAAAAUCUCCAUUUCUAUUGGAUUCUUGGAGCUGGUCAUUUUGUACCAGUAGAUGAACCAUGUGUUGCAUUGAAAAUGAUUGGAGAUACAACGAAGUCACCACACCAACUUUGA